This is a messenger RNA of Oryctolagus cuniculus (rabbit), 1236 nucleotides long. NCBI's taxonomy places the organism in Eukaryota, Metazoa, Chordata, Mammalia, Lagomorpha, Leporidae. The record is from RefSeq and is a predicted model, not a curated record.
UGGAUCAUGGACGUGCUGGUGUGCAACGGGCUGGGCAUCUACUGCGGCAUGAAGACGCUCGAGUGGCUCUCCCUGAAGACGUACAAGUGGCAGGGCCUCUGGAACAUCCCCACCUACAGGGGCAAGAUGAAGCGGAUCGCCUUCCAGUUCACGCCUUACAGCUGGGUGCGCUUCGAGUGGAGGCCGGCGUCCAGCCUGCGGCGCUGGCUGGCCGUGUGCGGCAUCAUCCUCGUGUUCCUGCUGGCCGAGCUGAACACCUUCUACCUGAAGUUCGUGCUCUGGAUGCCGCCCGAGCACUUCCUGGUGCUGCUGCGCCUCGUCUUCCUGGUCAACGUGGGCGGCGUGGCCAUGCGCGAGAUCUACGACUUCCUGGACGACCAGAAGCCGCACAGGAAGCUGGGCCAGCAGGCCUGGCUGGUGGCGGCCAUCACGGCCACGGAGCUGCUCAUCGUGGUGAAGUAUGACCCGCACACGCUGACCCUGUCGCUGCCCUUCUACAUCUCCCAGUGCUGGACGCUCGGCUCCGUCCUGGUGCUCACCUGGACCGUCUGGCGCUUCUUCCUGCGGGACAUCACCUUGAGGUACAAGGAGACGCGGCGGCAGAAGCAGCAGAGCGACCCGGGCAGCACCGCGGGCAGCGAGGACGGCCCCCUGGAGCUGGACGAGGAGCUGUCUGGGCCCGCCGGCGGGCAGCCGCAGACAGACCUGCCGUCGGCCACCUCCUGAGCCCCCCAGGCCUCGGCCUCGGCCUCAGGGCUGCUCUGUACUGGCCUGCGGCUUUGCCCUCGUGUGUGUGCACACGUGCUGUGUGGCGUGGCCUGAGCAGGGGCUGCUGAGAUGUUCCGGGCCGAUGAGGGCGGCGGCUGCGGGGCUGGGGUCCUGCCCCCCGGUGUUGGGGCUGUGCAGUCCUCCUUCCAGUCCAGACCCCUGGGCACAGGCUCGUGGUCAGCCAGGCAGGGCAGGUGCAGGGAGCCCAGCCCGGGAUGUCUUGGCUUUACCGUGAGAGUUGAGGGGCUGGGCCACCGUGCCCCACGUGAGCACAGGUUCUGGUGCAGCGCCUGGAAGAGCUGGAGACGGCGCAGGUCCCUGGGCCCCAGCACCCGCCUGGGGGACUCGAGGAAGCCCCUUGCUCUGGCCCGGCCCAGCCCUGGCUGUUGUGGCCGUUUGGGGAGUGACCCAGCAGAUGGAACCUUGUUUCCCUGUCACUCUGCUCUUGAAAUAAAUACUUAAAAAGGA